GGGCGUGGCUCUGCACUUAAAUUCACUCUCAUGUUCUACAGCCUGACAGUGAGCCGUUCUCCAGCAAACAGUUGGACUUCAGUUCACAGAAGAGCACGAUGGAUCUUUCAGAUGCUCUUGGUGACUGGCCCUCUGGCGGCAACAACCAAUCAGGAGGUCCUUGGCCUGCCAACCCCAACUGGCCAGGUCAGCCAGCAACCAACCCCACCUGGCCUGGUGGGCAACCUGCCCCCAACCCCACCUGGCCUGGUGGGCAGCCUGCCCCCAACCCCACCUGGCCUGGUGGGCAACCUGCCCCCAACCCCACCUGGCCUGGUGGGCAACCUGCCCCCAACCCGAUGUGGCCUGGUGGUCAACCUGCCUCCAACCCCGCCUGGCCUGGAGGCCAAUCCGGAGGCAAUAAUAUGUGGCCAGGAGGGAACCCAAGUCAACCCACUGCACCCGGUGGAUUCCCAAGUGGUCCUGGUUCAAAUGGACCUGGACCAGCUAUACCAGCCGCACCCUACAAGAAUCUUGCUGUUCCCUAUGAAGAGAGACUGCCAAUGGGAAUAUAUGAUAAACUACUGAUCACCAUCAGGGGAACCGUAAAACCCAAUGCUGAGAAGUUCGCGGUGAACUUGUCUGCAGGCAAUGAUAUUGCCUUUCACUUUAAUCCUCGCUUCAAUGAAGCCGGAAGAAAGGCUCUUGUCAGGAACUCACUCAUCGGCGAGAAGUGGGGGAAAGAGGAGAGGAAUGUGAAUCAGUUUCCCUUUGUCCUGGGUCAGCCGUUUGAGAUGAAGAUAUUGUGCACCAACACAGAGUUCAAGGUGGCUGUUAACAAUUCCCACGUUCUUGAAUACAAACAUCGGCUAACCAACCUGAGAUCCAUCAACAAACUUGGCAUCCUCUUUGAUCUCACCCUUUCAGAUGUUUGUGUUGAGAACAUCUGAGAAGUCUUUGACAUUACUGGAGAUGUACUAUUAAAACAAACAAGCAAAACACCUUUGGAGGUCAACUGCAAAUCUAUUUGAGAUAUACUGUGGCUCUGUUGGAAAUCUAAAAAGAAUCUUAAAAGAAUAACAUUUCCCUUAUCCUACAGAGAACAGUCACAAAUUCAUGAAAACCAAUUUUAGAACAGCUAAGAAUCUUUCAUGGGUCUAAGAUCUACCAGAUCUUUUUAAAA
Molecule: messenger RNA, 1162 nt
Organism: Poecilia latipinna (sailfin molly)
Lineage: Eukaryota; Metazoa; Chordata; Actinopteri; Cyprinodontiformes; Poeciliidae
Product: galectin-3-like
Exons: 7
Coding region: 99-929 (276 amino acids)
Biological process (GO): eosinophil chemotaxis; macrophage chemotaxis; neutrophil chemotaxis
Cellular component (GO): nucleus; cytoplasm; immunological synapse
Molecular function (GO): disaccharide binding; IgE binding; laminin binding
Source: RefSeq, a predicted model, not a curated record